Messenger RNA from Canariomyces notabilis, 1318 nucleotides. RefSeq lists its product as uncharacterized. The transcript is spliced from 5 exons. NCBI's taxonomy places the organism in Eukaryota, Fungi, Ascomycota, Sordariomycetes, Sordariales, Chaetomiaceae. The coding region runs from base 113 to 916 and encodes 267 amino acids. The record is from RefSeq and is a predicted model, not a curated record.
GCCGUGCAGGAUCCCGUCCCCGGCGUACGACCAGGUAAAUAGUAUACUAGUAGGCCUCCCCGUUCUCCAAGUGCCUUUUUCCCCUGAAGCAGCUGGCUCACGGCUUUGCAACAUGGCCGGCGCCGCAUCGGAGACCAACUACUUCAAGUAUCCUGCCACGGCAAGCGAUCAUUCGAAUCUUGAAAUCGUUCCAGAUGCUGCAAUCGAGCCGGUUGGGAAGGAUCGGCCUGCUCCCCAAAGUAGCUGGCAACACCAGCAGCAACAACAGUACGGCCAGCUGGAAAAGAAUGAAUCGUCCCGAGUCCCCGGAAAGGAGAUCUUGGGCCUAUCCGUGCGAACAUUUUGGGUAAUCACCAUCUCCUUGGUCCUUGUCCUUGCGGGUGCGAUCGGAGGCGGAAUUGGUGGUGGCCUAGCAGCCUCGGGGCGAAACAGAGACCAAGACGACUCGUCUAGGUCGGCGGGAACAACUGGCGCAGAGACCACAGAGACCCCGGCAGUGACUUCGGGUACCGGAACAGUAACAAGAUCGACACCGACAGCAGCAUCGUCGCUGACAGCAAUCGCCGGAGCCGCCUCCCCGGCGCCCCGGGAUGCCGGAUGCCCCAACAUCAACGACCAGAUAUUUGUGCAACUCUGCAACACCAACUACCCGUCUGGCGCGGAGUACGGGAACCCCGGCAUUUACGACAUCCUCAAAAUGUACGUGCCGAGCCUGGAAGACUGCAUCACGGUGUGCGCCUACUACAACCGCCAGUACCAAAUCAAUGAAGCCAAGGGCGUUCCCAGAACCGGUCUUUGUAAAAGCGUUGCCAUCGUCAAAGCAGAGGGCGAGUACUGUUACCUGAAGAACGGUACUGGAAGAAAUGAUACUUUUGGUAAUCCCAAGGGCUUCACGAGCGCGGUGCUUAUUUCGUAGGAUAUAUUAGUAUCGAGGUAGUCGGAUAUGAUACCAGCCGAACGGUUGGACAUGUGUAGUUUGUAAGUAGGAUUGCUAGCGGACGGAGGAACCUGAAUAGCAUUUAUAAUCGUGUCCAAGUUCUCCACAAAACAGGUUUCGUACCUGGUAGCUUUUAGAGCUUCGCCGACUCCUUGGACAUGCCUAACCCGAGACAAGUCGCUGAGCCCAGAGUUCGAAUGUGGAGGGCCCUUGUCGAUAGCCGGCGAUACUGCUUCCCCCUUUUCCGCUCCUUGGGUUUCAAGUUUGAAGAGGUCGUGAUGUUGUAACCAUGCUAUACCCUUCUUGUCGGCAAGGCAGCGAGCCUUGCGACUGUCAAGGCCCAUAUAUAAUGCAGGCAAGUCGAGAAUUUAGAACCUCCUU